GCCAGUUGCCAUAAAACCACCGAAGAAGAUUCUCCCUAUGUAAACAUUGCGAAAACGUCUCUUGUUUACAAACAUCCCAUUUCGGCGUGUUUUGCCACUGUCCGUGUCAGAGAAUGGACUUGGAAAACAUCCAACCAUAUUACUUCGGAGAUAUCAGCUGCUGGUCCGAGAGAACCGAGGUCCACAAGGCGGCGUCGCUCGGUCAGGCUUCCCAUCUGCAGCACCUCAUCCAGUGCGGCGCAUCUGUCAACAUCGUGGCCGUGGACUCCAUCACUCCCCUGCACGAGGCCUGCCUGCGCGGACAGGCGCAGUGCGCCCGGUUGCUUCUGGACGCCGGAGCACAAGUGGAUGCGAGGAAUGUGGACGGCAGCACCCCGCUGUGUGAGGCCUGCUCUGUGGGUAGUUUGGAGUGUGUGAAGCUCUUGCUGGAGCGAGGCGCCAAGGCCAACCCUGCCCUCACCUCUCGCACUGCCUCACCCCUCCAUGAGGCCUGCAUGGGAGGCAACUCGGACUGUGUGAAGCUCCUGAUUGCUGAGGGUGCCUGUCUGGAGGCCUACGACCUUUACUACGGGACCCCGCUGCAUGUAGCCUGUGCUAACCAACACACGCGCUGUGUGAAAGAGCUUCUAAAUGCUGGUGCCAAAGUGAACGCGGCCCGGCUGCACCAGACGGCGCUGCACCACGCCGCAAAGAGCGCGCAAGUGGAACUGAUCGAUACCCUCGUGGACUUCGGCGCCAACAUUUACGCCCGGGAUAAACACAACAAGAAACCAGUCGACUACGCCACGCCGGACUCUCCGGCUGCAGCUUGCCUGCGCUCUCACGAGGCCAUUCCCAUGAGCCUCCAGCAACUCUGUAGGUUGGCAGUGCGACAGAAGCUGGGCACCAGGGCUCUGAAGGUUGUAGUUCAACUCCAGUUACCAAAACUCAUUAUCAGCUACCUCUGUUAUCAGUGAUUUGACGCCUGAAGAGGAUUCGGAUGAUUGUCUUAACAAAAAACAAACAAACAAAAAAAACAACAACAAAAAAGACUGGAAAGGCAUUAAAAAAAAAAAAAACAAUACAAAAGCCGCUGCAUUAAUUUAGUAGACGCACAUUCUAGAAAACAAUCUCUGAAUACAAUUUUUAACAUUCACAUGGACCAUGUCUUAUAAAGGUAUGUGUUUAAAAAAAAAAAUAUUCUGUUUACUUGAUGAAUUUAUUUUAGUCAGAAAUGCACUUUUUACCAGAUUUUGCUAUGCGCUAGUACGCUUGAAGAAUACACAAUACAACACAGACAUUUGCACAUAUUCAUUUCAUAAUAAAUAUUCUUUUGUAAGGGAAGAUCGAGAGGUAUUUGAGAUGUGAGUGGCUAAUUGGGUGUCUGGUAAAGUGGAGGCCACUAUUUGAGGAAAUAAUCUAAUACACAUACAUGAAGCACAUAAAAAGACAUUUUCUCAAAUAGUGGCAUUUAUUUACUUAAGUCCACUGAGUACCAGGUGCCCAUUGUUCAUAAAUGCACUUUAAUGUGAAAUAAUACUGUAUAACAUUAUUAUAUUUUUGCCCAAAAAUGCUUAAUUAAAAUAUGAAUUAUAGUGUACACUGUAUAGAUAAUGUACAGGUGAUUAAUUAUGGCAUGGUCUGGUGGUGGGAAGGCCACUAUUUGAGGAAGUACCUACACGUGCGUAAUCCAUUUCCACAAGUAAAAUAUAAAAACAUGACAUCUCAUCAUAUUUAUUUACUUGGGGAAGACCUUUAUCAUUUCAAUGACAUUUUUGUUUUUUUUGCCUCUACUUAGAUAACGAUAAUUCAUUAAAAAUGCCUUUUGUAAUGUAUGCAUUAGGGGGGAAAAAAAACACAAGGUGUCUUAAUUGAGUUGCCCCCCCCACAAUAUUGUUUGAAAGAUUUUUACAGUAUAUACUGUAUGGAUUACAAUAAAUAGAAUAUAUGAACA
Molecule: messenger RNA, 1933 nt
Organism: Phyllopteryx taeniolatus (common seadragon)
Lineage: Eukaryota; Metazoa; Chordata; Actinopteri; Syngnathiformes; Syngnathidae
Product: ankyrin repeat and SOCS box protein 13-like
Exons: 6
Coding region: 114-956 (280 amino acids)
Biological process (GO): intracellular signal transduction; protein ubiquitination; positive regulation of protein catabolic process
Molecular function (GO): protein binding
Source: RefSeq, a predicted model, not a curated record